Molecule: messenger RNA, 867 nt
Organism: Sphaerodactylus townsendi
Lineage: Eukaryota; Metazoa; Chordata; Lepidosauria; Squamata; Sphaerodactylidae
Product: atrial natriuretic peptide receptor 2-like
Exons: 7
Coding region: 43-867 (274 amino acids)
Cellular component (GO): membrane
Molecular function (GO): signaling receptor activity; peptide hormone binding
Source: RefSeq, a predicted model, not a curated record
CGGGCUGUCGAGUUCAUUCGGGCAUACGGGAAAGUGGUCUACAUGUUUGGGUCACUGGAGAUGUUGCAGCAGGUCAUAGGCCUGGCACAGGCUCAGAACAUGACCAACGGCGACUACGUCUUCUUCUACGUAGACAUCUUGGAGGAGAGUCUUAAAGCUGAGGGACAUCGUGAGGCAGCCAAGCCCUGGCAGAGCAAGGAGGGCCAGGAUGGGGGAGGCCUCCGAGAGGCUUUCCAGACGGUGCUGAUGAUCACUUCCAAUGCGCUUCAGACCUCCGAAUACCAGCGUUUCCACAGCCAGGUGCUCCUGCGUGCCCAGAAAGACCAUGGCGUGGAACUCGGAGACUCACUGAGGAAGAACAUGUUGGCUGCCUAUUACCAUGAUGUGGUGCUCCUAUAUUUCCGGGCACUGAAUGAGACGCUGCGUGAAGGAGGAACCAAGCGGGACACCAGCCGCAUCCUGGAGAAGAUGAGGAACCUGAAAACAAUCCAGGGCGUCACUGGGACAGUGAGCAUUAACAUUGAAAAUAUCCGAGAAAUGGAUUUUGCGAUAUGGACCAUGGCGGAUGUGGAAAGUGGAGAAUAUCAGGUGGUGGGUCGUUACAUGGCAUCGGAGAAGCAGAUCAAGUGGCAGGGGACCAUUCAUUGGAAGAAGGGGGGGCCUCCUCUUGACAACCUUUCUUCUGUUUCUGGUAUGAAUAAUGUCACCUAUGAGCAGCAUCCUGGGCAAGUCCAGGUCUUCAACCGAAGCGUGGCUGGUUUUCUGUGGUAUGAGAGAGGUAUUCUGUGUGCAUUCUCCAGUGCGCUCUUCCACCCACACUCCACGGCUUAUGGUGGUGGUCCCAAGCUUCUGGGCUGGUGCCCCUAA